AUGUUGCUCUCUCUUCCAGCGGAGAUCCUUCAUCUCAUCCUCUCAAACCUUGAACGGUACGAUUUAAAACGAGUAUGUGAGGUCUCGAAGGCUCUACGUUCAUUUGCAACACCAUUUCUUUACCACUCCUUGACGAUAUGGUUGGCGCGCGAAAGAGACGAAUACCAAUCCGAACGGCUGCUCAGGGUGCUUCACUCUUUUUUGAACAUCCCGCCCGACCAGCCUAAUCCUUUACAAUUCGUCCGAAGCCUUGAAUUUCUCCCAGUUGCCCGCGAUCGAACCUUGGGAUGUACCUCGUACAAUGUGCACACGGAAACGCACCCUGACCCUGCAUUCCCCUUACCAACGCCAUAUCGGAUCGGGCAAUCUUUCCGUCAGGAGUUUUGGGAAUUUGAUGCUGGGAUCGGAUGGAAACUUGGCAUCUGUACACCGAAGAUACCAUUAAAUUUGUACCUUGCCACAAAGCAGAAACGAAUCGAGGAGAUCUGGUUGAAAACCGACCCGGGUUGCGCCAAUGCUCUCCCACAUGAUGGCUAUUUCCCGCUUACUGCAUUCAAGUCUCUGCGACUGCUAUCAUGGACAGGUAUCACAGUUCAACAGAGACUAACAGCCCUUAGAUAUUGGUUUCUCUCUGACUUGAGGCAUAUUACGGUAUUAGAGUUGGGUUUUCGAUCAUGGAAGGAUUCGGUCGCUCUCAAACCCCUCAUCAAUGAAGGUGCUCCGGCGCCUUCCACCGCUUACUGCUGUUUCUGCCUCCUAGAUCUGGAGCCUGGCACGAGAAGGUGUAAAUUCCCUUCUCUUCUGAACCUGAAGUUGGAGUGCGUGCUGUAUCAUCGCGGACUCGAAGUGGAAUGUGCGUAUUCUAUGAACUUCCAAAAGUUGAAGAGACUCAGUCUAUGGAGGUGUCCAUGUGUAACACGACUGCUUAAAGAAUUGGUCGCCAACAACUUCCCAAUCCAGCUCAGCUUUCUCGAACUCUGCGACCGUUCUACCGGUGAUUCUCAGGUAGACAUAGAUGUGUUAGUCAGUUUUCUCCGGUCCUUCUGUGGUCUGGAAACGUUAUGUCUUUUCCUUGAUCACCAGAGCCGCGGCUUUGCAAAAUGCGUUCAAGCGAUCGUCCAUCAUGCAGACACCCUCAAAAGCCUGGUCUAUGAUGUCCAGUCACUUUACCGCAGUAAACUUACCGCCUCAAAGCCAUCGUUAAUCAAGGCCUUUAUUCAGCACCCUCUUGAGGUGCUAUUUGGCAAGCCUAAGCUUGAGCGUCUCGUACUCUUUUCCUCCGUCAUAUACUUGAGGAGACAUAAACUGAGCCAACUUCCUGGAGCCAAAUCCCUUAGAUUUCUCUAUGUCAGAGAAUUUCACAGCGUUAUAGGCGAUAGAUUUAAUUUAUUUUUGGCACGACAGGCAGGGCAACUUCAUGAUUCAUCUUUUCCUUGUGCCCCUUUGCGCAGAGGAGUCGAGCCCAGUAGCAUGUGCCACUAUGGGGACAGGACACGGCGAGAAUUUGUGCAGUGGGCAUUUGGACCAGAAGGCUUUCCCGCUCUUGAAGUCAUUGCUGUUGGAGAGUUUUCGCGGAGGAAACCCAAGGGAUUCCUUUUCGGCAGAAAUGCCUCAAGCCAACGGCUUGAUGAGCAGGGUGUACCCGAGAGAACGACCCUAUUCGGAAACACGAUAAAACCUUCGACGUUUAUAAUUUUAAGUCGAUCUAGCAGGAUUGUCCAGCCAUACCUAGGUUUUCUUCAAGCAUCACAUAACGGAACUGAUCUUUUCUACCAGUGA
This is a messenger RNA of Paracoccidioides lutzii Pb01, 1779 nucleotides long. RefSeq lists its product as hypothetical. Bases 1 to 1779 code for a protein of 592 amino acids. The record is from RefSeq and is a predicted model, not a curated record. The transcript has 4 exons. Gene Ontology annotation, molecular function: protein binding.